CGCACAGGUGCCUACAGGCGUUUAGGAAGCCAGACUAGGCAGAAAUGAGCUAAGAGAGGAGGCAGGGUGCCCGGAGUUGCCUUCCCGCAAGAUUAGAGACCAGCAGCGCGCAGGCUGUGUCUCUCCAGCUACCCUCAGGGUUCUCUCCGCCGGGAGCAGCCGACUUUGCUCCUGGUUCUUUAAGGGGCGGGGCCUGCUGGCAGCGCACUAGUGCGUCAUCACCCCGCGCCCGAAGCCUCUGUUCUCCACGUGGAUGGUGUGGCAUCAUGGCGGGAGCCGAAGCCCCCCAGCCGCAGAAGCGCUACUACCGUCAACGCGCCCACUCCAACCCCAUGGCGGACCACACGCUGCGCUACCCUGUGAAGCCAGAGGAGAUGGACUGGUCUGAGCUUUACCCAGAGUUCUUUGCUCCGCUUACUCAAAAUAAGAGCCAUGAUGAUCCAAAGGAUGAGAAAGAAAAGCGAUCUGGGGCUCAAGUGGAGUUUGCAGACAUAGGCUGUGGCUAUGGUGGUUUGUUAGUGGCACUGUCGCCAAUCUUCCCAGAUACCCUGAUUCUGGGUCUGGAGAUUCGGGUGAAGGUGUCAGACUACGUACAGGACAGAAUUCGAGCUCUGCGCGCAGCUCCUGGAGGCGGAUUCCAGAACAUCGCCUGUCUUCGCAGUAACGCCAUGAAGCACCUUCCUAACUUCUUCCACAAGGGCCAGCUGUCGAAGAUGUUCUUCCUGUUUCCUGACCCACAUUUCAAGCGAACGAAGCAUAAAUGGCGAAUCAUCAGCCCCACACUUCUGGCAGAAUAUGCCUACGUGCUGAGAGUUGGGGGCCUGAUAUACACCAUCACUGAUGUGCCAGAGCUGCACCAAUGGAUGUGCACCCAUUUUGAAGAGCACCCACUGUUUGAGCGCGUGCCUCUGGAGGAGCUAAGUGAAGACCCCAUUGUGGGACACCUAGGCACUUCAACUGAGGAAGGAAAGAAAGUUUUACGCAAUGGAGGAAAUAAUUUCCCAGCCAUCUUCCGAAGAAUGCAGGAUUCCAUCCUUCAGGCAGUGACCCCCAGUCCAGCCCUGCCCAACCACUGACUUCUCACCCAGCCUUAGCCAGACCCUGUCUUCUAGUGAUUGGACAAAAAAUGAGCUCCCCGUUCUGGGCCUUUCCAGACUGGUGGGACUGCAAGAGGUUGGGGUGCAGGCUGUGUUCUUGCUUAUCACAGACUCCCCCACUGUCAGAAGAAAGCAAACAAAGCUGACUGAGAAGGUCAGACACCUUGGACCAGAGCAGACAUUUGGAGGGUGUGGGCAUGUUGUGCCUCAGUGCUCUCCUCUUCCUGGGUUUCUCUCUGGCUGGAGCAAAGGCUGCAGCGCCCCACUGUCUUAGGCUGUGUGCCUCUCUCAGGUUGCCCUCCAGUAUGUUUACUUUGCAGUCCUGGGGCAAUGUGUGUGCCCACGUGCCCAUGAAGGGCUGGGAUGUGUAUCACGUGCCUGCUGCCAGCUUCUCCCUGCUUACAACCUGACAUGGGCAAUCUGUGCUGCCUUUAUUGUUGCUGUCUCUGGAGAGUCUCAAGAGGGUAGAGACCUCUGUCUUUACCAUGUUGGACUUUGAUUCUAGAAUUUCAAAGCUGACUGACUGGCAUAGUUGUACCUGAUGAGGAGGGGGAGGGGGAGAGAAGGCAGAGGAGCAGGGACAUAAAUUGGGAAAUUUCUUUUUAAAGAAUCAUUUUUUACUUUAUGUGUGUGAAUGUUUGCUUGUGUAUAUGUAUGUCUUCCAUGCCUGGGGCCCUUGGAGCCCAGAAAAGGAAGUUGAUUUCCCUGGAACUGGAAUUACAGGCGAUUGUGAGCUGUCAUGUGGGUGCUGGGAACUGAAGCCUGCAUCUCUGUAAGAGCUUGUAACUAACUGCUGCACCAUCUCUGCAGCCCCUACCCAGGAGGAUUCUGCAGCUGAAAGCUAUAAGAGGCUGCUGACCACAACAGUACCUAAAGGAGGUCAAGUCAGCUUGGGAUUCAGGGUGUGUGUUCUUGGCCUUCAUUCUAUCCAGAGACAGGAUCUCUAAACUUACCUACUUUGGAAGGAAAAAAAAAACAAAAAAAACAAAAAAACCCUCCUUUGUAUCAUUAUUGUUGUUAAUUAUUAUUUACAUUUCUUUGUGUAUAGGAGGUGAGGGUAUGCACAAGUGCUUAUGUGAUGGUAAGAGGACGAUUCAAUGGAGUCAGUUUUCAUUUUCUACUGUGUGGGUCCCUGGGAUCAAACUCAGGUCAUCAGGCUUAUUGUCAAGUGUAUUUGCCUGCUGAGCCACCUUGCUGGUCCUUCAUCUUUGUCCCUCAAACCCUAAUCUUCAUGUCUGAAGGGGGGUCUCCCGAGCUAAGAGACCCCUUCCGCAAGAAACAAGGAUGGAGUUUGGAGAGAUGGCUUGGUGGGCAAGCGCACUCAGUCUUCAGUCCCUAGCCCUUGAGAUAGAGGCCCACAACCUCCUAGAAUGCAGCUCCAGGAGACCAGGGUCCUCUCAGAUCCUGGGUAGCUGCUGUCAUGUGUGGACAUGCGUGCAUGCCCCCUUCCCCCAUACAUAGUUUAAAGUCUUUAGGAAAAAAAAAGGGGGGGGCAGGUGGUGGUUUCAGCCAUGGCACACGCCUUUAAUCCCAGCACUCAGGAGGCAGAGGCAGGUGGAACUUUAUGAGUUUGAGGCCAGCCUGGUCUCCAAAGGGAGAUUCAGGACAGCCAAGGCUACAUAGAGAAAUCCUAGCUUAAAAGGGGAUGGAGGGGGGUGGCUGGAGAGAUGACCAAGCAGUUAAGAACAGUGAUUGCUCUUCCAGAGGACCUGGGUUCAAUACCAGCACCCACAUGGAAGCUUACAGCUGUAACUCUAGAAUCUGACACCCUCACAGACAUAUGUGCAGGCAAAAUACCAGUGCACAUAAAAUAAAAAUAAAUUCUAAUCAGUGGCCCUUGUAGAGAACCUGGGUUCAAUUCCCAACAACAUAGAUGGCUUACAACCAAACAUAAUUCCAUUUCAGGGGAUCCAACUCCCUCUUCUGGCUUCCACUGGCACCUGACUUAUGGUACACAUGUGUUAAGAUAAAUCAUGCCUAUAAAUAAAUCUAA
Psammomys obesus (fat sand rat) is the source of this 3090-nucleotide messenger RNA. It is a transcript of the gene Mettl1, whose product is annotated as methyltransferase 1, tRNA methylguanosine. The transcript has 6 exons. Gene Ontology annotation, biological process: RNA (guanine-N7)-methylation; tRNA methylation. Gene Ontology annotation, molecular function: tRNA (guanine(46)-N7)-methyltransferase activity. Lineage: Eukaryota; Metazoa; Chordata; Mammalia; Rodentia; Muridae. The record is from RefSeq and is a predicted model, not a curated record. Gene Ontology annotation, cellular component: tRNA methyltransferase complex. The coding region runs from base 267 to 1076 and encodes 269 amino acids.